AUGGACUCAACAGAAGAAUUCAAACCAAGAGUGACAGAAAGUGAUCUGGAUCAUGAGGGUUCACUUGCAAAUGAAAAAAACUUAUCUUCACCAUACGAAAGUAACGAUGCAUCGAAAGUCCAUUCAUUUGUAGGAAUGACUGGUUCAAAGUUAAAUUACGCGAUUUCAAUAUUUGCAGGCGUUGGAUUUCUUUUAUUUGGUUAUGAUCAAGGAGUUUAUGGAAGUUUAUUAGCAUUGGAAUCGUUUGAAAAACAAUUCCCAAGUAUAAAAGCAUCGAAUAACAGUACUUUACAAGGAGCAGUUAUCGGAGUCUAUGAAUUAGGUUGUUUAGUAAGUGCUGUUUCAACUGUUUAUCUUGGUGACAAAUUGGGUAGAUUAAAAUGUAUGUUUUUGGGUUGUUUUAUAGUUUUGAUUGGAGCAGCCUUACAAGCUUCAGCGUUUACUGUUGUUCAUUUAGCAAUAGCUAGAGUUGUUACUGGAUUUGGAACUGGUUAUUUAACUUCUACUGUUCCAGUCUGGCAAGCAGAAUUAAGUAAAGCAAAAUCAAGAGGUAAAUUAAUAAUGAUGGAAGGUAGUUUGAUUGCGUUGGGGAUCGCAAUUUCAUAUUGGAUUGAUUUUGGAUUUUAUUUUAUUGAUGCUAAUACGAACGAUACAAGAGGAAUAUCUUGGAGAUUGCCAGUUGCUUUUCAAAUGAUUUUCCCUAUCAUGUUAUUACCAGUUUUAUUUAAACUUCCUGAAUCACCACGUUGGUUAAUGACUCAAGGUAGAGUUCAAGAGGCGAGGGGUGUAUUCAGUGCUUUAUUCAAUUUGCCAGAAGGAGACGAAAAAAUCACUGAUCAAUUAACUGAGAUUCAAAGUGCAUUAGAUUUAGAGAAGACAUCAAAAGAAUCUUUUGGUUUUACCGAUUUUUUCAAACAAGGGCCAGCUAGAACUUUCCAUAGAUUAAGUUUAGGUUGUUGGGCUCAAAUCUUUCAACAAAUCUCAGGUAUUAAUUUGAUUACUUACUAUGCGGGAACUAUCUUUCAAAAUUAUAUUGGAAUGUCUCCAUUCAAUGCGAGAAUUUUAGCUGCUUGCAAUGGUACUGAAUAUUUUUUGGCUUCAUUAUUUGGAAUUUAUUUUAUUGAGAGGCUUGGUAGACGUCCUCUCUUGUUCUGGGGAGCGAUAGGUCAAGCAUUGGUAAUGAUGGCUUUAACUAUAGCAGGUUGGAAAGCUCAACAGGCUAAAGAUCAAGGUAGAUCAGGUACUUCUGCGGGAAUUGCCGCAGCCUUUUUUCUAUUUGCUUUCAACAGUGUAUUUCUGGUCCUGUAUUUAGGUGGGACAUGGCUCAUACCAAGUGAAAUAGGAUCAAUUCAAUCAAGAUCUGCAAUUGCAGCCUUGUCAACAGCUUGUAAUUGGGGUUUUAAUUUUAUGGUGGUAAUGAUAACACCUAUUGCAUUUGAGUCAAUCAACUAUUACACAUACACUAUCUUUGCAGUUAUAAAUGCCUUGAUGGCACCAGCUGUAUACAUCUUUUUUGUCGAGACGAAAGGUAGAAGCUUGGAGGAACUCGAUUUUAUAUUUAACCAAUGUCCAGUUUUUGAACCUUGGAAAGUUGUGUCAAUUGAAAAACACACACCUAAAAGAACUUAUGCAGAAGACGAUGUAAACGAUAUUGAAAAAGUUAAAGUUGAACACAUAGACAACUUAAGUUCCGAUAGCUUGAUUGCUAGGUAA
Messenger RNA from Lodderomyces pseudojiufengensis, 1713 nucleotides. It is a transcript of the gene HGT13, whose product is annotated as Hgt13p. The transcript is spliced from 2 exons. The record is from RefSeq and is a predicted model, not a curated record. Gene Ontology annotation, molecular function: carbohydrate:proton symporter activity. Bases 1 to 1713 code for a protein of 570 amino acids. Gene Ontology annotation, cellular component: membrane. Lineage: Eukaryota; Fungi; Ascomycota; Pichiomycetes; Serinales; Debaryomycetaceae. Gene Ontology annotation, biological process: carbohydrate transport; transmembrane transport.